CCUAAGUGUUUUCAGCUGCUCUCAGCAACAAAAUGGCUUCUCACUCAGAAAAGGAUCUCUCCUGUCCUGUCUGCCACGACAUCUUCAAAGAUCCUGUUCUUCUGUCAUGUAGCCACAGCUUCUGUAAAGACUGUGUCCAGAGAUGGUGGAGAGAGACCCUUAUUCACAAGUGUCCAGUUUGUAAGAAAACACCUUUGUUGAAUGAUCCACCUUGUAACUUGGUGUUAAAGAAUCUGUGUGAGACCUUCUUACUGGAGAGAGAUCAGAGAGCUUCAGCAGGGUCUGAGCCUCUCUGCAGUCUGCACUCUGAGAAACUGAAGCUCUUCUGUCUGGACCAUCAGCAGCCAGUGUGUCUCGUCUGUAAAGAUUCAAAGAUACACAACAACCACAGAUUCAGACCCAUCGAUGAAGCUGCACAGGAUCACAGAGAGGAGGUUCAGAAAUCCCUGAAGCCUUUACAAGAGAAACUGAAGCUGUUUGAACAAGUUAAAGGAAACUGUGAUCAAACAGCAGAACACAUUAAGGUCCAGGUCCAACACACAGAGAGGCAGAUUAAGGAGCAGUUUAAGAAGUUUCAUCAGUUUCUACAAGAGGAAGAGGAGGCCAGGAUCACUGCUCUGAGGGAGGAAGAGGAGCUGAAGAGUCAGAUGAUGAAGGAGAAGAUUGAGGCUCUGAGCAGAGAAAUAGCAGCUCUUUCACACACAAUCAGAGCCACAGAGGAGGAGCUGAGAGCUGAAGACGUCUCAUUCCUGCUCAACUACAAGGCUGCAGUGAAAAGAGUCCAGCAGCGCCCCCUGCUGGUUGAUCCACAGCUGGUCUCAGGAGCUCUGAUAGACAUGGCCAAACACCUGGGCAACCUGACCUUCAACAUCUGGAACAAGAUGAAGGAGAUGGUCUCCUACACUCCUGUGAUUCUGGACCCAAACUCUGCUCAUCCAGAACUCAUCCUGUCUGAGGAUCUGACCAGUGUGAGAUGUGCAGAGAAACAGAAGCUUCCUGACAAUCCAGAGAGGAUUGAUUAUCAUAAAAUUGUCCUGGGCUCAGAGGGAUUUAACUCAGGGACUCACAGCUGGGAUGUUGAGGUUAGAAAUGAUAAACUCUGGGGCCUGGGUGUGAUGAAAGAGUCUGCUCAAAAGAAGGGACAAAUACCAACUGGAUACUGGCAAAUUCUUUUCUGUGAUGGAAAAUACACAGCAGUCUCACCACCACUUCCAAGUAAAGUUCUCACAGUGAAGAAGAAGCUCCAGAGGGUCAGAGUUCAUCUGGACUUUGACAGAGGAAAACUGUUGUUCUAUGAUCUUGAUACUAACACACAAAUACACACCUUCAAACACACUUUCACUGAGAAACUGUUUCCAUACAUUGGAAACCACAAUGAACUCCCACUGAAGAUCUUACCAAUGACAGCCUCUGUAAAUGUGAAAUAGCACAAAAUCCCUGUAUCAACAGGCUUAUGGCCUGGUUUUUAAAUUAGCUAAGCAUGCUAUAUAAUAUCAUUAUCAGGUUAAUUAACGCUACUACUUGUAUGUUGGUGAUUCUCUAAGAUGUGCUUUUGAUGAAAAAACGGUCAUCUGAGUUUUUAUCUGUUUGUUCACAUUUUAAACACAGUAUAAAUAUCUGUAUAAGAAUGAAUAGAGGAGAGUGUCAGUGUGUUUUCAGUUAGUUUUCUCUAAAAAUGUACUGAUAGUGUCAAAUGAAAAAAGACAGAUUUCUAUGAAUUUUGUCACUUAUUGUUUUUCUUAUUCUGGGAAGAUGGUGAUAAUGAUGCUUGUGGUGGAGAGGGCAUGAUUAUGAUAAUGUUCUUCCUUACAUUCCUGAUUUUGUAAACAUCACCCUGCUGAUUUAUUGGUCUGGCUACACUUGGUCUUUUUGGGGGGAGGAAUAUGAUUGUUUUGGCUUCUGAAGGGGGACAUGUCAGAAAAAGUUAAAACUUACUAUAAAUAACUAUGCAUGGAAAAGCAGAUGAAUUAUUUUAAAUGUAAACUGUAUAUUAUUGGUUGUUAUUCUAGUAGUUUGAUGACUCU
This is a messenger RNA of Lates calcarifer (barramundi perch), 2024 nucleotides long. Its product is annotated as nuclear factor 7, ovary-like. NCBI's taxonomy places the organism in Eukaryota, Metazoa, Chordata, Actinopteri, Centropomidae. Gene Ontology annotation, molecular function: protein binding; zinc ion binding. The record is from RefSeq and is a predicted model, not a curated record. The coding region runs from base 33 to 1427 and encodes 464 amino acids. The transcript has a single exon.